This is a messenger RNA of Alnus glutinosa, 729 nucleotides long. RefSeq names its product transcription elongation factor 1 homolog. The record is from RefSeq and is a predicted model, not a curated record. Gene Ontology annotation, biological process: transcription elongation by RNA polymerase II. Lineage: Eukaryota; Viridiplantae; Streptophyta; Magnoliopsida; Fagales; Betulaceae. Gene Ontology annotation, molecular function: RNA polymerase II complex binding. The transcript is spliced from 5 exons. Bases 165 to 434 code for a protein of 89 amino acids. Gene Ontology annotation, cellular component: transcription elongation factor complex.
UUCCAAAAAGAUCUUUCCCUUUCUUUUUUCUUCUCUCCUCUUGACCAACAUACGAGAGAGGUGCAUUCAGUAUCUACAAUCUCUCGCCGAUUGAAAUCUAGGGUUUCUGCUCAAGUCGAGAAUCAGACUCGUCAACAGUGAUAUUCAAAGAAGGAUUUUGAGAUAUGGGGAAGAGGAAGUCAAAGUCAAAGCCACCUCCUAAGAAGCGGAUGGACAAGCUUGACACUGUCUUUAGUUGUCCUUUCUGCAACCAUGGCACCAGUGUUGAAUGCCGCAUUGAUAUGAAGAACUUGAUUGGGGAAGCCUCAUGCAGAAUAUGCCAAGAGAACUUCAGUACCUCCAUCACAGCUCUGACUGAGGCAAUAGACAUAUACAGCGAAUGGAUUGAUGAAUGUGAACGGGUUAACGCUAGUGUUGAAGAUGAUGGUGCUUAGCAUGAAGAACUGAUGCCCUAGAAAAACAGUUCAGCGUUGGAAUAGCUCUUAAUUUAUGAGCUAGUAGCUAUCUUAGCUGUUGGUGGGAGCAGUGUGGACAGUAUUGGUGGUUUUAAAUAUUAUUCUGAUAUGCUGUAUAUGUUAUUGUGAGAAUAAGUUGUAUGCAUUUAAAGGAAACCACGUGAGGAACUUGCCCAACUGAGGCUAUCCAAAUAUUAAGAGUUCCAAUGCAUUGUACCGAAAUAUGUAAGUUUUAUAUGCUGAUGUAAUGUGAUGUAUGAUAGUCUUUGGUUUA